This is a messenger RNA of Spea bombifrons (plains spadefoot toad), 1572 nucleotides long. It is a transcript of the gene SEC13, whose product is annotated as SEC13 homolog, nuclear pore and COPII coat complex component. The transcript has 9 exons. Gene Ontology annotation, biological process: COPII-coated vesicle budding; positive regulation of TOR signaling; protein import into nucleus. The record is from RefSeq and is a predicted model, not a curated record. Gene Ontology annotation, molecular function: protein binding; structural molecule activity. Gene Ontology annotation, cellular component: COPII vesicle coat; nuclear pore outer ring. Lineage: Eukaryota; Metazoa; Chordata; Amphibia; Anura; Pelobatidae. Bases 142 to 1104 code for a protein of 320 amino acids.
UGCCGAGAACUUGUUGGAAGCAGCCGGGAGCUGCCACGUCUGAGACCCGUAGACGGGAGCGCCAGAUCGGGCCUGCGGUGGGGCUGAUUUGUGAAACGAGGACUUAAAGUGACAAGGAGAGCUGCAGCGAGAUCCGCCAUCAUGGUUUCUGUAAUAAACACCGUGGACACCUCCCACGAGGAUAUGAUUCACGAUGCUCAGAUGGAUUAUUACGGCACCCGUCUGGCUACCUGCUCCUCUGACAGAUCGGUGAAGAUCUUUGAUGUGAAGAAUGGAGGCCAGAUCCUGAUUGCAGACCUGAGAGGGCACGAGGGUCCGGUAUGGCAAGUGGCUUGGGCCCAUCCGAUGUAUGGCAACAUUCUAGCUUCUUGCUCUUAUGACCGGAAGGUGCUGAUCUGGAAGGAAGAAAAUGGGACCUGGGAGAAGACCUACGAGUACACCGGCCAUGACUCUUCGGUAAACUCCGUGUGCUGGGCUCCCCAUGAGUUCGGGCUGAUGCUCGCCUGCGGCAGCUCAGAUGGUGCCAUUUCUCUUCUCACGUACACUGGAGACGGACCGUGGGAGGUGAAGAAGAUCACAAAUGCCCACACGAUUGGGUGUAAUGCAGUGAGCUGGGCCCCUUCUGUGGUUCCUGGCAGCCUCAUAGAUCAACCAUCUGGACAGAAACCCACUUACAUUAAGAAAUUUGUCUCUGGCGGAUGUGACAAUCUUGUGAAAAUCUGGAGGGAAGAAGAUGGCCAGUGGAAGGAGGAUCAGAAGCUGGAAGCCCACAGCGACUGGGUGCGGGAUGUGGCCUGGGCUCCCUCCAUUGGUCUACCAACUAGCACCAUAGCAAGUUGCUCUCAGGACGGCAGAGUUUAUAUCUGGACGUGCGACGAUCCUACAACCAACUGCUGGAACCCAAAGUUGCUGCACAAGUUCAACGACGUGGUUUGGCACGUGAGCUGGUCCAUCACUGCAAACAUCUUGGCUGUAUCCGGUGGAGAUAAUAAGGUGACCCUGUGGAAGGAAUCCGUGGAUGGGCAGUGGGCUUGCAUCAGCGACGUAAACAAGGGACAGGGAGCGGUGUCUGCUGUAACAGAUGGACAACAAAACGAACAGUAAUGAAAGCCCCAUGAACUCUGAUUUGGACUUACCCUGAUGUCAAAUUCAUAAUUCCAGUUCAAGUCCUAACUCCUUUCAAGUUGUUUCGGCACUGAAAGGGUGAAUCCGCCAAGGACUAUUUGCUCGUGAUCGCUAGCGCAUCCCGUUGUAACAGGGACCGCAACACAUUCCCGUUUGUUGACACCGCUGGCAAGCUUGACAAACCAUGCCGUGGCGUGUACUAUCGCGGGGUUCCCUGUCUUCGAACAGUUUAGACAAAUGGUUUACGAUGUGUUUCUCACCCUUUACACGGAAGAGGGUUAAAGAACGGGGGAAACUUAAGAUAAUCGUGUAUGCACCAAAAAUAUGCCAAUUGUUAUCUGGAUUAAGUUUCUGCGUGUUAAUUAGUUAAUAAAUUUAAAAGUAAAUUAAUCUGCCCCUGAAUGUUUCACAUUAAAGUAGAGAUCCCAGAUAAUGAAUCCCAACGCA